AUGGGGGACCUCACAGAGAUUAGUUCGGAACGCAGAAAAGAAAAGUCUCGAGAUGCAGCCAGAUCUCGGCGAAGUAAAGAGUCUGAAGUGUUUUAUGAGCUUGCUCAUCAGUUGCCUCUUCCCCAUAAUGUCAGCUCGCAUCUUGACAAGGCUUCUGUCAUGAGGCUUACCAUCAGCUACUUGCGUGUGAGGAAACUUCUAGAUGCCGGUGAUUUGGAUAUUGAAGAUGAAAUGAAGGCACAGAUGAAUUGCUUUUAUUUGAAAGCCCUGGAUGGUUUUGUUAUGGUUCUCACAGAUGACGGUGACAUGAUUUACAUUUCUGAUAAUGUAAACAAGUACAUGGGAUUAACUCAGUUUGAACUAACUGGACACAGUGUGUUUGAUUUUACUCAUCCAUGUGACCACGAGGAAAUGAGAGAAAUGCUAACCCAUAGAACUGGCCCUGUGAAAAAGGGUAAAGAACAAAACACACAACGAAGCUUUUUUCUCAGGAUGAAGUGUACCUUGACUAGCCGGGGCAGAACUAUGAAUAUCAAGUCUGCGACGUGGAAGGUACUUCAUUGCACAGGCCAUAUCCAUGUAUAUGAUACGAACAGUAACCAGUCUCAGUGCGGAUAUAAGAAACCGCCCAUGACGUGCUUGGUGCUGAUAUGUGAACCCAUUCCUCACCCAUCGAAUAUUGAAAUUCCUUUAGAUAGCAAGACUUUCCUCAGUCGUCACAGCCUGGAUAUGAAAUUUUCUUAUUGUGAUGAAAGGUUGUUUACGAAAGGACAAGUUACCACAGGACAGUAUAGAAUGCUUGCCAAGCGAGGUGGCUAUGUCUGGGUGGAAACUCAAGCAACUGUCAUAUACAACACAAAGAACUCCCAACCACAGUGCGUUGUAUGUGUGAAUUAUGUUGUGAGUGGUGUUAUUCAGCACGACUUGAUUUUCUCCCUUCAACAAACAGAAUGUGUCCUCAAACCUGUUGAGUCUUCAGAUAUGAAAAUAAGUCAGCUGUUCACCAAAGUUGAAUCAGAAGAUACAAGUAGUCUAUUUGACAAGCUUAAGAAGGAACCUGAUGCUUUAACUCUGCUAGCUCCAGCUGCUGGAGACACAAUCAUAUCUUUAGAUUUUGGCAGCGAUGAUACAGAAACCGACGACCAACAACUUGAGGAAGUUCCCUUGUAUAAUGACGUAAUGCUUCCCUCAUCCAAUGAAAAGUUACAGAUUAUAAGUUUGGUAAUGUCUCCAUCACCUGCCUCGGAAACUCCAAAGCCACUUCGAAGUAGUGCUGACCCUGCACUCAAUCAAGAAGUGGCAUUAAAAUUGGAGCCAAGUUCAGAGUCCCUAGAACUCUCUUUUACCAUGCCCCAGAUCCAGGACCAGCCAGCCAGUCCUUCUGAUGGCAGCACUAGACAGAGUUCACCAGAGCCUACCAGUCCCAGUGACUAUUGCUUUGAUGUGGACAGUGAUAUGGUCAAUGAAUUCAAGUUGGAAUUGGUAGAGAAACUUUUUGCUGAAGACACAGAGGCAAAGAACCCAUUUUCCACUCAGGAUACUGAUUUAGACUUGGAGAUGUUAGCCCCCUAUAUCCCAAUGGACGAUGACUUCCAGUUACGUUCAUUUGAUCAGUUGUCACCAUUAGAAAGUUCUGCAAGCCCUCCCAGUGGGGACACAAUUACAGUAUUCCAGCAGACUCCAACGCAAGCACCUGCUGUUCCAGCCAACGUGACCACUGCCACCUCUGAUGAAUCACAUACAGUGACAAAAGAUGGUAUGGAAGACAUUAAAAUAUUGAUUGCAUCUCCAUCUCCUGCCCACGUACAUAAAGAAACUGCUAGUGCCACAGCAUCACCAUAUGGUGAAACUCAAAGUCGGACAGCCUCACCCAGCAGAACAGGAAAAGAAGUCAUUGAGCAGACAGAAAAGUCUCACCCACGAAGCCCUAACCUGUUAUCUGUCGCGUUGAGUCAAAGAACUACUGCUUUCGAAAAAGAAUUAAAUCCAAAGAUACUAGCUUUGCAGAAUGCACAGAGAAAACGAAAAAUGGAGCACGAUGGUUCGCUUUCUCAAGCAGUAGGAAUUGGGACAUCAUUACAGCAGCCUGAUGACACUAUAACGACCACAUCACUUUCUUGGAAACGUGUGAAAGGAUGCAAGUCUAGUCAACAGAAUGGAAUGGAACAAAAGACAAUUAUUUUAAUACCAUCUGAUUUAGCAUGUAGAUUGCUGGGGCAGUCACUGGAUGAGAGUGGAUUACCACAACUGACCAGUUAUGAUUGUGAAGUUAAUGCUCCUGUACAAGGCAGCAGAAACCUACUGCAGGGUGAAGAAUUACUCAGAGCUUUGGAUCAAGUUAACUGAGCUUUUGCAUAAUCUCAUUCCUUUUUUUGGACACUGGUGGCUCAUUACCUAAAGCAGUCUAUUUAUAUUUUCUAUAUCUAAUUUUAGAAGCCUGGCUACAAUACUGCACAAACUCAGUUAGUUCAAUUUGAUCCCCUUUUUACUUAAUUUACAUCAAUGCUCUUUUUUUGGUAUGUUCUUUAAUGCCAGAUCACAGACAAAACAUUUUCACAGUUCUUUGGUAUUUAAAACAUUACAUAAUAGUAAUGUCAUUUUUAAAAAGGCACCUUUUUAUUUAUUUAUUUUUGACUAGGGAGCUUGUUCCUUAUCAGAUUUUUUCCAAGGAGUUGCCAAUAUAAUUUUCUUUAAGAAGGCAAGUAACCUUUCACCAUUGUGAUAGCAGUUGAAAGAUUUUUACUCUUGUGUUUUCUUUUCACAUUUCACAUAAAUAAUGCUUUGCCAGCAGUACAUGGUAGCCUCAAUUGCACAAUAUAUUUUCUUAAAAAAUACCAGCAGUUACUCAUGCAAUAUAUUCUGCAUUUAUAAGACUAGUUUUUAAGAAGAUUUUUUUUUUCUUUUUGCCUAUGACAUUGUUAAACCUGGAACAUGUCAUUGUUGAUCAUAUAAUGAUGAUUCUUAAAUACUGUAUGGUUUAUUAUUUAAAUGGGUAAAGCCAUUUACAUGAUAAAGAAAGAUAUGCAUAUAUCUGGAAGGUAUGUGACAUUUAUUUGGAUAAAAUUCUCAAUUCAGAGAAAUGAUUUAUGUUACUAUAGUCACUUUGCCAGCUAAAAAAAGAAAACAGUACCCUAUCUGUACUUGUGGGAGUUUAUGCUAAUAUUAUGUAAUUGAUAUUAAACUUAAAUGUUCUGCCCACCCUGUUGGUAUAAAGAUAUUUUGAGCAGAUUGUAAACAAGAACAAAAAAUCAUGCAUUGUUAGCAAAAUUGCCUAGUAUAUUAAUUUGCUCAAAAAUUGAUGUUUGGUUUUAUGCACUUUGUCGCUAUUAACAUCUUUCUGUUUUCAUGUAGGUUUCAAUAAGUAAUUUUAGAAGCAUUAUUUUAGGAAUGUGUAGGUGUCGGUCAAUACCUUGUUUUCUAUGUGCAUUGUACAAGUUUUCAUUCCUUUUGUUCUUUGUGGUUGGAUCUAACACUAGCUGUAUUGUUUUGUUACAUCAAAUAAACAUCUGUGGACCAGG
Molecule: messenger RNA, 3518 nt
Organism: Echinops telfairi (small Madagascar hedgehog)
Lineage: Eukaryota; Metazoa; Chordata; Mammalia; Afrosoricida; Tenrecidae
Gene: HIF1A
Product: hypoxia inducible factor 1 subunit alpha
Exons: 14
Coding region: 1-2346 (781 amino acids)
Biological process (GO): cellular response to hypoxia; regulation of transcription by RNA polymerase II
Molecular function (GO): RNA polymerase II transcription regulatory region sequence-specific DNA binding; DNA-binding transcription factor activity, RNA polymerase II-specific; protein dimerization activity
Source: RefSeq, a predicted model, not a curated record